GCCGAGUGGAGUUGAGAAAUCGAGUCGCAAGCAGCAAACGAACUAACGAGGAGUAUUGUGGGAAAAUAUCACUCAGAACCCGGCAAAAAUGUCUCGUAGAUAUGAUUCAAGGACGACCAUCUUUUCGCCUGAAGGGCGAUUGUAUCAGGUAGAGUAUGCCAUGGAGGCGAUUGGCCAUGCCGGCACUUCCCUUGGAAUCCUAGCAUCCGACGGCGUGCUGCUGGCUGCCGAGAGAAGGAACACGCACAAGCUGUUAGACGAGGUGGUCUUCUCAGACAAGAUCUACAAGCUUUACGAUAAUAUGGCGUGCAGUGUGUCAGGAAUCACCUCAGAUGCAAACGUCCUCACCAAUGAACUCAGACUCAUAGCACAGAGAUAUUUACUCCAGUACCAAGAACCAAUGCCUUGUGAGCAGCUUGUCAGCACGUUAUGUGAUGUCAAACAGUUCUACACACAGGCAGGCGGCAAGAGGCCGUUUGGUGUGUCCAUCCUGUACAUGGGGUGGGACAAGCAUUAUGGCUUCCAGCUCUACCAGAGUGAUCCCAGCGGCAACUAUGGUGGCUGGAAAGCGACAUGCAUCGGAAACAACAGUGCUGCAGCAGUAUCCCUGCUGAAGCAGGAGUACAAGCAAGAAGGCGUGGAUCUGAAGGCGGCGCUACAACUGGCUCUGAAGACCCUCAGUAAAACACUGGACAUGACCAAGAUCACACCAGAAAAAAUCGAGAUUGCCACACUAACGAGGGAAGACAACAAAACCAAGAUCCGCAUCAUGCCACUCAGCGAGCUGGAGGUGGCCAUCAAGGAGUACGAAGAUAAUGAAGCCAAGAUUGAAGCUGAAAAGAAAAAAGAGAAGGAGAAAUCCUCUGCCUCCGCGAGCCACUGACGUCCCUCCAUUCCCCCCUUGAUCUCAGUGACCCGUUCCAGCUUCUCCAUGCACAUGUAGUUGACAAUUUUUAUGACUUGACUUGCGACUUCAUUUCACUCUAUUGACUGCCUGGCACCUGAAAGUUUCAAUCGUAGCCAGCACUCUACGCUACAGACCUCAACCAACAAGGACUUGCUGUGAAACACUUGGAUAAGUCAUCACAUAAAAGCUGUCAUUCUCCAGCACUGACAUAAAUCCUGGUUUAUUUGGUUAUCUUUGUGAAGCUAUUUUAUUGCACCAAACAGCCCUCCGCCAACAUGAAUCCCACAUUUAAAUCAUAUUCCACAUGGAUAACUUUUUACAGUAAAAUCAACUUUUCAAAAUCAGUGCACAUGCUUGAGGCAAUGGUACAGUUUUGACUCAAAUUCUCCUGAAGUUUAUAACCUAAUUAUUCUAAUUCACGCUAUGAAAGUCCGUCACUUAAAAAGUGGUUAAUAAAAGUGAUAAUUUGAGUGUAUUUCAGUCUAAUAGCAAUGUGCAACAUUUUCUAUGUGUAGGGUUUAGACUGGUGUUUGUCCUUCAUCGGUGGAGAAAUAUAAAAUUCCACUGGUUGUGAGAGGUAGUAGUUUGCAUUAUUGUGUUAUUUUUGUUUGAUAGUUGGACUAACAUUUUAGUCUCAGUAAAUUUUUGUUUAAACAACUUUUUUGUACUUAUGGUAUUCAGUACAGAAAAAGGGAAGCUUAAUUUGACAUGGUUGACAAGCACUUUCAUACCCAUAUGGGUUUCUCAAACACACAAAAACACAGAAAAUAAAAAUUAAUAAAAGGUAAUUAGAUGUGCCCCUAUAUGUCAUGUCCUGUAUAAAGCAGGCUUCUUGAAAAGAACACUGA
Molecule: messenger RNA, 1755 nt
Organism: Acanthaster planci (crown-of-thorns starfish)
Lineage: Eukaryota; Metazoa; Echinodermata; Asteroidea; Valvatida; Acanthasteridae
Gene: psma4
Product: proteasome 20S subunit alpha 4
Biological process (GO): ubiquitin-dependent protein catabolic process
Cellular component (GO): proteasome core complex, alpha-subunit complex; proteasome core complex
Source: RefSeq, a predicted model, not a curated record